This is a messenger RNA of Grus americana (Whooping crane), 6365 nucleotides long. RefSeq names its product TATA element modulatory factor 1 (gene TMF1). The transcript is spliced from 17 exons. The record is from RefSeq and is a predicted model, not a curated record. Bases 195 to 3515 code for a protein of 1106 amino acids. Gene Ontology annotation, cellular component: endoplasmic reticulum; Golgi apparatus. Lineage: Eukaryota; Metazoa; Chordata; Aves; Gruiformes; Gruidae.
UUUGCGACGUGGAGCGCGGCGGGGCGCAGGCGCGGGGCCGCCUUCUCCCCCCUCCCCUCGGCGCCGAGCAGAGCCCGAGGCCGCCGGCCCCGACGCCUCCGGGGAGCGGGCUCUGAGGGCCGGUCGCUCCCCGCCCGCUUCUGUGCUUGUGGCCCGGUGCCGCCGCCUCCGCGCGGGACCGGGCAGCGUGGAGGAUGAGCUGGUUCAACGCCUCGCAGCUGUCCAGCUUCGCCAAGCAGGCGCUGUCGCAGGCCCAGAAGUCCAUCGACCGGGUGUUGGACAUCCAGGCCGAGGAGAGCCCCUGGCCCGACGCCGUCAUCCCCGACUACGGUGACGGAACAAAUUCUCUCAUAAGUGGAGGAUGGGAUACAUCUUCCUGGGGCUUAAGUUCAAAUACAGAACCACAGAAUCAACCAAUAUCACCAACAGCAAUCACUAAGCCAGUGAGGAGGACAGUAGUAGAUGAAUCUGAAAACUUCUUCAGUGCCUUUCUCUCUCCAACAGACGUUCAGAGUAUACAGAAAAAUCCAGUGGUGUCCAAACCUCCAGCCAAAUCACAGCGACCCAAAGAGGAAGUCAAAAGCACUUUAAAGGAGUCUCAGCACCCCAGUCAGCUGGAAGUGCCAGUGACAACAGAGGCAGAGGUGAAGGAUUGCUCUGUAGCUGGCCUAGUGGACUUGCAAAACCUUGAUAUUCCUAAGGAGAAAUUAGAGGAGAAUUCUGUGCUUAAAUCUAAUGCCAAGCAUGAAGAAAGCACAAAUGAAGUUACAGACAAAAACGCGUCUGCUCUAAAUUUGGAAGUACCUGAAGAUGCUCUUAAUGAAAAAUCUAGUGCAGGAGGGGAUGGAACGGGAGGCGCACCAGAUAGCGCUUCUCAGCCUCUUAAUGCAGGUACAAGAGACAUGGGUUUGGAAACUAAGGAGCGAAAGACUGAGGACAGGCAAAGCAAUACACCGUCACCUCCGGUUAGCACUUUCUCCUCGGGGACAUCCACAACUAGUGACAUUGAAGUACUGGACCAUGAAAGUGUAAUAAGUGAGAGCUCAGUAAGUUCAAGACAAGAAGCUGCAGAUUCAAAAUCCAGUCUUCAUCUAAUGCAAACAUCAUUUCAGCUUUUAUCUACAUCUGCCUGUGCAGAUUAUAAUCGUUUAGAUGACUUUCAAAAAAUGACCGAGAGCUGCUGCUCCUCUGAUGCUUUUGAAAGAAUUGAUUCAUUUAGUGUACAGUCUUUAGAUAGUAGAAGUGUAAGCGAAAUAAAUUCAGAUGAUGAGUUAUCAGGCAGGGCUUCUGCUUCAGCAUCUGUCGCUGUCAGUCCUUCUGCGCCAAAGACAGAAACAGUUGAUGCCCUGAAAAAUAAAUCUGAAAAUUUGAAUGACACUCCUGUUGUACAUUCUGAGGAAGCCGAGAUGGAAGAGAGUGGGAGAAGCGCAACCCCUGUUAAUUCUGAGCAGCCAGAUGUUUUGGUUGCUACUGUGCAAACUGUUGAAGAACAGAUUGUGAAAGAGGAGACUGAGCUACAGCAGGAUGCUGCUGACAAAUUGUUAGAAGAGGACAGUGAAAAGCAAGAGCUUAAAAAGAUGAUUGAUUCAUUAACUGAGAAACUGGAGAAGAGGGAAAUACAGUUAUUAAGUACUAGUAAAGAAAAGGCACGCCUGGAAGAAGCUUAUGAUAACCUAAAAGACGAAAUGUUUAGAAUGAAAGAAGAGAGCAGUAGCCUUUCAUCUCUUAAAGAGGAGUUUGCUCAGCGAAUUGCAGAUGCUGAAAAGAAGCUCCAGCUAGCCUGCAAAGAGAGAGAUGCAGCUAAAAAGGAAGUAAAGACUGUUAAAGAAGAACUGGCUACUAGACUUAACACCAAUGAAACUGCCGAAUUACUGAAAGAAAAAGAAGAGCAAAUCAAAGGAUUAAUGGAGGAAGGAGAAAAGCUUUCCAAGCAGCAGCUGCACAAUUCCAACAUUAUUAAGAAAUUAAGAGCCAAAGAGAAAGAGAGAGAAAAUAUUAACACAAAACAGAACAAAAAGAUUAAGGAAUUGGAAGAGGAGUUGCAGCAUUUAAAACAGGUGCUUGAUGGCAAGGAAGAUCUUGAGAAGCAGCACCGAGACAGCAUUAAACAACUGAACAGCGUUGUAGAGCGACAAGAAAAGGAUCUUGCUAAACUUCAGGUGGAAGUGGAAGACCUUGAAGAACGGAACAGAAGUGGCCAGGCUGCGCUUGACAGUGCAUACAAGGAACUUGCAGAUCUUCAUAAAGCUAAUGCUACAAAGGACAGUGAGGCACAAGAAGCAGCCCUAAGUCGGGAAAUGAAGGCAAAGGAAGAGCUUGGGUUAGCUCUGGAGAAGGCACAGGAUGAGGCACGACAGCAACAAGAAGCUUUGGCGAUUCAGGUGGCAGACCUGAGGCUAGCACUACAACGUGCAGAACAGCAGGCAGCAAGAAAAGAAGACUAUUUACGCCAGGAAAUCGGUGAAUUACAACAGAGACUCCAAGAAGCAGAGAGCAGGAACCAAGAACUAAGUCAAAGUGUUACAUCUGCUACACGGCCGCUUCUCCGGCAGAUAGAAAAUCUGCAAGCCACGCUGGGAGCACAAACCUCUGCAUGGGAAAAAUUGGAAAAGAACCUUUCUGACAGACUUGGUGAGUCUCAAACUCUUCUAGCAGCAGCUGCUGAGAGAGAACGGGCUGCUACAGAAGAACUUCUUUCUAAUAAAAUUCACAUGUCUUCUACUGAAUCUCAGAAUAGUCUUUUAAGGCAAGAAAAUACACGCCUUCAGGCUCAGCUAGAAGUGGAGAGAAACAGAUUGAAGAAAAUGGAAAAUGAGAACAGUAGGUAUGAGGUUGAACUAGAAGGACUCAAAGAUGAGUAUGCAAAAACCUUGGAAGAUGCAAAGAAAGAAAAGACGCUGCUAGCUACUCAGUUAGAAAUGGAGAAGAUGAAAGUUGAACAAGAAAGAAAGAAGGCAAUUUUUGUGCAAGAAGCAGCAAAGGAGAAGGAUCGGAAGUCAUUUACAGUUGAAACUGUUUCAAGUACUCCGACUAUGUCACGCUCUAGUUCCAUAAGUGGAGUUGACAUGGCAGGUCUUCAGACAUCUUUCCUCUCACAGGAUGAUCCUCAUGAUCACUCAUUUGGGCCAAUAGCUACUAGUGGGAGCAAUCUUUAUGAUGCUAUAAGGAUGGGAGCAGGUUCAAGUAUAAUUGAAAACCUUCAAUCACAGCUAAAACUAAGAGAAGGAGAGAUUUCACAUCUACAGCUGGAAAUCGGAAACCUUGAGAAAACUCGAUCAAUAAUGGCAGAAGAACUGGUUAAAUUAACAAAUCAAAAUGAUGAACUUGAAGAAAAAGUGAAGGAAAUACCAAAAUUACGUGCACAGUUAAAGGAUUUGGAUCAAAGAUACAAUACAAUUCUUCAGAUGUAUGGAGAGAAAGCAGAGGAAGCUGAAGAACUCCGACUGGAUCUCGAAGAUGUGAAAAACAUGUACAAGACUCAGAUAGAUGAACUCUUAAAACAAAGACAAAAUUAAUUGCUGCUGGAACUCUCAACACUAUAUGAUAACACAUUGUAAAGAUAAUUGUUUAUGUAAAUGCUGAAUUUAAAUGUCUUGUAAAAAAAUAACUGUAUUAUAGAAAGUGUGACUAUAUAACAGAGUUCAUAUGUUGACAAAAAAAAUCAAUGCUUUAAGUGUCUUGUACUGUCUGCAGUUAAAUUAUUUGUGCAAUAUUUAAUUUUUUUUCUCAGUCAUCCCUUAUUUACAUUUUUGCUAAACAGUGGACCAUUUUACUUGUAAACAGUAGCAGAAAUGAUUGUUACCUCGUGAGACCAGCACUGGAAGGCAUGAGUUUUACUAAAGCAGUCUUGGAUUCAUAAAGUCUGUAUAUUUAUGAAAAUGAUGUUAGAAGUCUUUUUUAAGUGUUCUUAAUAUGAGUUUUUGUAAAAUCUCAUCAGUAAAUUUUUAAUAACAAAAUAGCAGUGGCUACCUAUCUGAAGCAUAAUUGGUGGGUAUUUUUGAGAGGAGAAUCUCAUGUUUGUACUCGUAACAUCUGAACGUGUUAGGAUGGCAAUUCUCUAUUCUUAGACAGAUUAGUCUAUUUUACACUGUCCUCUAAGCAGAGUAUGAGACUUUAUAAAUUACAGCUUCACCUUGUAUAUUGCUUGUGCUGUCUAGAGGCAGCAGCUCUGCUUUAAUUCUAAAUGUGUUUAACUUCUAACACCAAAAUCUGAACUAUUCUGUAUUUAUCCUAGGAUGCUGAUUUUUAACAGUAGCUAAAACAGUUCAGAAGAAUGCAGAAAAAUGAUUAUUUUUUUUAAAUGCUGCUGCUCUCAUGGUUUCUUGUGUGUAUAUAUAUAUAUAUAUAAAGUAGCAAGGCUUAGACUUUUUGCAUAACUGUACUGUGACUUAAUAUAGUUUUCAAGCAAGUCUCCAGUGGCUGCAAAGUAUUUCUCAUGCCAUUCCUGAAGCAAGGUAUUGGUCAAAUAGCAUCCACGUGGCAUGAUGUUCAGCUGCAUUUUCGGUAAUGUCAGAGAAAACGUUUGAAUUGGACCCUUGGGAAUGCUGAGAAUUGGGGGAAGAAGCUUGCGUUUUCCUCUCUGCAUUCCAGACAGCAAAUAUUUUGCUACAUCUCAGAACUGUAGCUGUGCCAGGCACUCGUGUGAAAUGCUCGGCAAUUGAAAUUCUUUGCUUAUCAUACCAUUGCCUCGAGUGUGAGAGGGUUUUUUUCACGUUUGUGCACGCUGUAAUUUGUGUUAGAGCUCUGUUCCUGCUUGUGCAUUCAGUGGCCUGAGAGCGAGAAAGGAUGUGAAUGAUGAGAAAUUGCUUCUGGAGAAAAGCCUCUCAGUAAUAUGACUCUUCUAUGGGUGUGAGGGGUUUAUCCCUUGGGGGGAGAACAGUGAGGCACUGAAGUUACACAGGCAAGGAAGGGUAUGUUCGUGGAAAAACCUAGUUCAGUUUGAGAUUCAGAUUCUGAGGAUUUCAAUAAAGCCAUAGAGCAAGAACACUAAAAUUUGUCUUAACUCGCCAUCUGUCAUAGAAACUUUAGUAAAAUAAAAGACUUUUUCCCAUCCCCCAUGGGGAGGUGGGAAGGAACUACCCUCUUACUAUCUUAGUUUCACUUCUGGAAACCAAGGCGAAAACAUUUUUCUUAAAAAAAAUCAGAGUUUAACAAUUUGACUUCAUAUUAAAGCAUGGUUUAACAAACAAAACCACCAAAAAUAUCAAACCCACUCCAUAUAGAAGCACUUGUUGGAACUUACUGAUUUGUUGUGUGUUAGAAUUAUGACAUGCAAGUGUUAGAAGUUCAGCCUUUUCUUAAAAAACAACCAAACAAAAAACCCCAAACUUUUUAUGGUCAAAGAUUAUAAAUUCUAUUCAGCUUUUAUCUGCUACAGCGAAUCAAUAAAUUGCUGAUUUUCACAAUUCUUUACUGUCUUGGUAGACAAAUGCAGCGCUCAAAAAAAUAAAAUCCUUUGAACUUUUAUUUGGACCUGUUAGUGCCAGUGCUUUUGAAGGUGACAUUUCCUGUGUAGUGUGUGCGUAGAUGCUCCUUAGGGGCUGACACAGGUGCAGUUUUGAGAAUGUCUCAGACUAUCUUGGGUUUUCAGGAAGUACUUAAGUAAGUAGGAAACUUUAACACGCAGUCAGCAUUAACUGGUUUAGAUGUAAAAGCAUUUGUCAAAGUAUUAGAUUUUUAAAUUUUACAUAGUAGAUGUAAAUAUUUGUAUUGACUAUUUUUGGAUUCUUUAUUCCCAUUUAGCGCAACCUUUACUAUUACAUGAGAAUCAGAUGGCCUACUGUGUCUUAAUCAUCAAAGCCUUAGAAAACAAAGCGGCUGUUGGAAGGUAACAGACUUUAUUCUGUUUUGAUCAUCUUUGAUAUAAAUCUUAUGUGCUUGUUUUGAAGAAACAUUAUGAUUAAUGUCUGCUCGGACACCUUAAGUUCAUUGCUAGUACUGAGAGUGCCGAGAAAAGUAAUGUGCAAAAUGAAAGGACUGAGGUAAAUGCUAAUGUCUGCUUCUGUUUAAAUUUAUUUAGAAUAUUCCUCCUGAAAGCAACUAAUUUAUGCCUUAUUUUCACUGCAUAUGCAAGUAUGAAGAACUGCUGUGUAAAGGCUUACUCAAAGUACACUGGUCAGAGGGGGCAUGUUCGAACACAGGGAGAUGUUCAAAAUCUUACGUAUCCAUACAUGAGAGAGGGGAGUAGUUCUAUUAUUUUUUUUUGUCCUGCUACAAGUUUGUUGCAAUUUAUGUAGGUAUGUUUUACUAAGGGCUAUAAUGAUCCUGAAUAUAAAAUGUAAUUGGAACCCUUGGUUUCUAGUUGUAAAAUGUGUAUAAACUGUAAAAAAGCAUGGGUCAGGGUGAAAUAAAAUUUUGUGCUAAGA